Ceutorhynchus assimilis (cabbage seed weevil) is the source of this 2199-nucleotide messenger RNA. The record is from the annotation of a GenBank genome assembly. NCBI's taxonomy places the organism in Eukaryota, Metazoa, Arthropoda, Insecta, Coleoptera, Curculionidae.
AUGAUCACAGAAGAAACUGAACAAUCCUAUCCAGUUUUAACUGUCCAGUCGGACUUAUCUGUUUUACAUAAAAUAUGUUACGAUAUUAGGGUACAAAUGGAUAAAAUCCCGGACUAUAAAGAUCUUAGGAACCUAGAUAUUCGAAAUUAUAAACAAUUCAUACCGAAUACUUUAUAUUUUUUAAUUAAUCUCCUGGUAACUUGGGACGAAACACAAGCCACAAAUAAUGAUACCCGAGUUUUAGCUAUUUGUCAAGAUAUUAUAUAUACAUAUUCCGAAGGACGUAAACGAACACAAAAGCACAUAGGUUUGGGAAUAAUGAUACAUCAGGAAACGAGAUCAAAAAAACUGGUAGAACAUUUACACACUACUGGACAUUGCAUAAGUUACAAAGAGGUUUUGCGUCUAAGAAAUUCGAUUGCUCAAGAAGAAAUUUACAGGUUCAAAAAAAACAAUAAUACAGUUAUACCUAGACAAUUAGUCCCUAAUUGGUUUGUGCAGUUUGCUGCUGAUAAUAUAGACAUUUUAGAAGAGACUUUGGAUAAAGCCCCAACAUUUCAUGCAACCCAGAUGGUAGCAUUUCAGCAGGGACCUCCUAAUAGGAUCUGUCAUGACCAGUUAAAUCUUCUACCAUAUGAAGUUAAGUUGAAUAUUCCCGAAAGUUUCCAUAUAAUAGAACCGAGUUACUGUUUUAAAAUGACUAAGAGCAGUCCAGCAAUUAAUAAUAAAGAUGCACUACCGCAAUGGUCGGGUUUUAAUAAACUUUUGGCAGCUGAAAGUACAGAUGAACACAUAACCACCUAUGGAUAUUUACCGUUGCUCCCUUAUGUCUCAACUGAAUAUGAUACGGUAUGGGCUGUAAUGAAAAGCAUUAAGCAAAAUCAAGCAGUAACAGAUUCACAGGCUCUGAAAUCCACUUUGAACAAACUAUCCGAGUCCUUUAAAGAAUAUGUAGAUUCACAAGUACCAACUUUAAAGUUCUGUGAACGGACAGGUGACUGGACAUUACAUCUACAGAGCUUUAAUAAAAUGUUACCUUUAUUUUUCACUUAUGAUCAUACAAACUAUGCCCGAUGGGGUUCGAUUUACUUAUUAGAUAUGCUGAAUUUGCCACAGUAUGUGAAAGAAAAGUUUGAAUCUGGACAAUUUGUUGUAAAACGUUUGCCAGGCUCUUUUAACAAGCUAUCUGUGGACCAAGCCUUGGAACACGUCAAUAAGCGGUCAAAAGAUACUGGUGGCAUAGUUGGAUUGACAAAAAAUAGCACUAGGCUUGACGAGUGGUUUCUAAGCUUCAAUGAAAUUGGACUUAUGGUGGACUCGUUUCAGUUUUCUUUGUCUCAUAGCAAAUCUAUUAACCCAAUAAGCCAAAAUAUUGAGAGUGGCAUACAAAGAAAAAAAAUUGAUGAGCAAACUGUGCUAACUUUACAAGAACAAUUAACCAGAUUUUCUCUAUUUAGCUGCGGUAACGACCAAUUGUUAUGUAUUUCUACAAAUGAAAUAAUUGCGAAGUCUAUAGAAAAAUCUCUUUUAAAUGCAGUCGAUAUUGGAGAACAAGCACUUGCGAAUUUUAUGACAACACAAGUACCACUACCAAAGAAAGCAGAAAAGGCAAAAUCUGUGCAAGGGUGUCAAUCGCUUUUGCAACAAAUUCUUGCAGCGAACCAAAUGGGACGAAAUAUUGAAAAAAAUGAUAUUUUCCAAUACGAAUUAACGACAUUUCCAAUGGCACUAUUCUCGGGUACUCAUAUUUUAGCUACCCCAACAAAUAAAAGCAGCCUAGGAAAUAUAGUCGAACAGUUUACAACAUCAGUUAAAGAGUUACCGGUAUCCAGUAAAAAAACUUGUCACAUUUUUGAUGCAAUGUCCAUUGUUCAAAGCUUAGGAAAGCCCGCAGCAGCUAAAACAUUUUUGUAUUAUGGAAAUGUUUUUAAUUCAGUCUUAUCUAAAAAUAAGUAUAAUGCUUCAAGAUUAGAUUUGGUCUUUGAUCAUUACACCACACAAUCCAUUAAGAACUUGACACGAGUUAAAAGACAAAGCGGAUGUCUUGCGACGAUUAAAGGAAUAAUCAAUUCACCUGAUAUGCCAUUACCACAACAAUGGCAUCGUUUUAUUCAUUCUGGAUUCAAUAAACAACAGCUUACAAACUUUUUAUCAAACUAUUUAUUCGAGCAAUCGAGCAUCAAUUAUCUACAGAAAUAG